This is a messenger RNA of Xyrauchen texanus (razorback sucker), 6079 nucleotides long. Its product is annotated as homeobox protein SIX5-like. The record is from RefSeq and is a predicted model, not a curated record. Lineage: Eukaryota; Metazoa; Chordata; Actinopteri; Cypriniformes; Catostomidae. Gene Ontology annotation, cellular component: nucleus; transcription regulator complex. Gene Ontology annotation, molecular function: DNA-binding transcription factor activity, RNA polymerase II-specific; RNA polymerase II cis-regulatory region sequence-specific DNA binding. Bases 25 to 2904 code for a protein of 959 amino acids. Gene Ontology annotation, biological process: regulation of transcription by RNA polymerase II. The transcript is spliced from 3 exons.
UAAGAGAAAAAAGUUAAAAUAAAAAUGGCUUCCUUGUCUUUGGAGUCCACAGAACAAACUGAAAAUGGUCCAAAGGCGUCCACGAAAGAUGAAGCCAAAGUCAAAGAGGAGACGGAUCCGGACGAAGUUUCGGAACAACUGCUUCAAAGCUUCCAGAACUCGGCGCUCAGUUUUUCCACCGAUCAAGUCGCAUGUCUGUGCGAGGCGCUUCUGCAAGCGGGUAAUGUGGAUCGCCUGUGGAGAUUCCUCUCCACCAUCCCUCCUUCAGCCGAUCUGCUACGUGGCAACGAGACCCUGCUCAAGGCCCAGGCUUUGGUCGCUUUUCACCGGGAGGAAUUCAAAGAGUUGUACGCCAUCCUGGACAGUCGUGACUUCCACCCGAGUAACCAUGGGUUCCUGCAAGACCUUUACUUGAAGGCGCGCUACAAGGAGGCUGAGAGGUCCCGGGGUCGCAGUCUGGGCGCCGUGGACAAAUAUCGAUUGCGCAAAAAGUUUCCUCUGCCAAAAACCAUUUGGGACGGUGAGGAAACCGUUUACUGCUUCAAGGAGAAGUCGCGCACCGCUCUGAAGGACUGUUACAAGAUCAACAGGUAUCCCACUCCGGACGAGAAGAAGAAUUUAGCAAAAGUCACAGGACUUUCUUUGACUCAAGUGAGCAACUGGUUCAAGAAUCGCCGACAGAGGGAUCGGACCCCGUCCGGUACCAACAGCAAAAGUGAAUCUGAUGGGAACCACAGCACAGAGGAUGAAGCCAGCAAGGGAGACCUGGAGGAUAUUACUGACAAACCUGCAGCUCAAGAGACAGGCAGUUCUAAUGCUUCUCUUAUAUCUCUCACUGGUGCUUCUUGCAAUGCCAGUGGCCAGCUUAUUCUCAACAGCACAGGGGGAUUUCUCACAAGCUCCCAUCCCCUGCUGCUCAAUGGGAGCCCUAUACUCUCAGGGGCAGGGACUGGGGUCAUUAUUAAUGGGUUGACACUAAGCGAUGGCCACACAGUCACUGUAAGUCCUGUUACAGCUAAUGCACCACUGCUACUCAAUAGGGCACAGGUGAUCUCCAAAGAGGGGUGUGGCAUCAACGAUAUGGACACACAAGGCAGUCUGUCCCCUGUGGUGCUGAAUCCAACAGCCUGUCUAUCUAGUACAACACCUCUCUCUCUUAGUGAGGAAGCAAAAACGGCAAGCAGCAAUGUCUCUCCGCUGGAUUUCAUCAAUCUUCCAGAGGCCUUGAAGAAUCCAGAUAAUAAACAGACAGUACUUACGAACUCUAUGUCCAUUUCCACAAUCUCCACUUCUGCCAUCUCUCACAAGUCUCUUUCUUCAGUGGCAUUGGCCCAAAAUAGUUUUCCUACAUCAACUGCGUGCUCUGUGAGUUCAGUUAUCUCCAGUCCAGUGGUGCCACUACAGCGCACACAGCCAUCAGAGAUUGUUGUAUUAACGAAGGCUGAGCAUCAGUCGCCCGCCUUCAGCUCCAUCUCCAGCCCUCAGGUACUGUCUUUACCCCAGGUGGUACCAUCUAUACAGGGCAUUCCAGUGUCUCAACUUAUGCAGCAUACAUCUGGGGCCACAGUGUCAUCUUGCCCCCAGCUUGUUCCAGUCUCCACUGUCAAUGCACAACUUACGCAAGACUCCAUUCCUCAGUUUCAGACACAGACUUUGCAAAUUGGUCCUAGAUUUGCUCAAGCUCAGCCCCAAAAUGGAUCUGCCCUACUAAACACAAAUACUGCUUUAUCGCACCCCCAGAUGGCUGAUGGGCAAGUUACACAAGUUUUUACACCUCAGCUUGGAGAUGAAUUUACUUCAGCUACCAUCCCACAAAUACAGACCUCCAUGGGUACACAAGUCAUUCCCAUCUCCUCCCCAACUCAAGUUGUGCCCAUUUGCCAGCCCAAAGACACAUGCCAACCUCAGCUGGUCCCUCUGUCACUGCCUCAACUUAUGCCUGUAUCGUCCAUUGCAGGAACUCCAACUGGAACCUUCUCUUUCCCUCAGGUGGUCCCAGCUGCACCACGCCUCUCCAUCCCAUCCCCUGGUGGUGCUUUCCAGAUUCUAACACCUGGGUCUGGAACAGGAUUGAGUGUUGCACAGGGACAAAUAUGCCUUAGCCCAGUAGGUCCUCCACAGAAUGUCCCUACUGCUACCAUCCCAGGUGUUCAUCUUCUUAAUUCUGGGGUGGUUCAACUGCCUUCUGCCUCACCAGGCAACAUUCUCUUAGCGGGUGGUAUAGGGGGCAGUCCCAUCUUAAGUGUUCAGAAUGGAAAACUCAUCCUCACUAUCCCAACUGGCAUCCAGUUCACCAGCAUGCCUGUUAAGUCCGUCCCAGACAAUUCAAUCUUAAGCAACAUUACCCUUAAUGAAAACUCAACUGUUCCUCUGCAUGAGAGUCAGCCAGCACCUUCACUCACUGCUCAAACCUCCAAUUCACUACAAUCAUCUUCUUUGUGUUUUUUUGGCGCCUCUACACUUUACUGCAGCCCUGAGCCUGGGACCAUUGCCAACCCAACCCCCGGAGCUUCUCCAAGCACCCCAGAUUCUUCUAGCACUCCCACACCUACAGGGGUUCUACAAGCCCAGCAGACACUCAGCCCUGAUAGAAUGCUGCCCCUCAGUCCAAUGUGUAGUGGUGUUGGAACCAGCCCCCACCUCUCACAGCCAGUCUGGAGCCCUGUCGUUCUGUCCUCCUCUUCUAGCCUGACAUUAUUUGAUGUGCGUGGGAAGGGGGAUCUUCCAGAGGACACAGAUUUGUUGGGCCUGCCAGGUGGAGAGUCCCUCCUGUUGGGUACCCCACCUCCAGGUGAGGACAUGGAAAGAGAUUCUCAACUGGACGAGGUGGAUGAAAUGGAUGGGGACUCAAAAAUUCUUACACAAUUACAGUCUGUCCCUGUGGAUGACGAGUUGGGUUUGUAAUUACCAGUCUUGUUGACAGCCUGCUAGAUACAGUGUUAAAUAAGAGUUUCAGCCUAUAAGAGUUGCAAUCAACCAAGGAGCUUUGAUUUAUGACCUCAGAGGUUUGAGUUGUUCUCCAAUCUACCUUACACCGGUUAAUGUUUAAUUAGUGGAAGUAUUCAACCUGAUAACCUGAGUUGUUGAAAAGAACUUCCUUGAUUUUGUUGGAAUAAAUGUCUUUCAUGUAUUAUGAAUUCCAUUGUGAAAAAAAGAAUUCAGCAAGGGCAUGACUACAUAGAGGUUUCAUUAGCAGUGGAGGAACAAGGCACUGUCAUGGUUUGUCACAGUGUACAUUGUAUAACCGAUACUAACCUCUAGGAAAAUUAAAUCUCUGUAUGUGUUUAUAUGUUAGCUCGGAUUUUGCUGAAACCCAGAUCUUGAGUUAUGUUACAAGGGCCUACAGUGGUAACAAGGCGCUAAUAUGUCAAAGAAAAUUAAUAUUUUUUUAUUUUAAGAAUGAAUGGCGUGUGAGACUUUUUCCUUUGUGCCUUACGUAUCGUUUGUUACUUAAAGGAAUGUUCUGGGUUCAAUACAAGUUCAUCUCAAUCAACAGCAUUUGUGGCAUAAUGCUGAUUACCAAAAAAUUUAUUUUGACUCGUCCCUCCUUUAAAAAAGUUCUUCAAAAAUCGAGGUUACAGUGAGGCACUUACAAUGGAAGUGAAUGGGGAUAAUUAAAGUAAAUGUGGCCAAUUUUUGGAGGGUUUAAACAGAAUUGGGAAGCCUAUAAUUUUAUAAAAGCACUUUCAUUGAUCCUUCUGUUAAAAUGUGUUUAUUAUUUGAUUUGUAAUGUUGUUUAAAUUGUAAUUUUUACAGUCGUUUUAGGGUUUGUUGAGAUUACAUCAUCAUGGUAAAAAAGUUGUAAAAUUGGCUGUAAAUUUACUCAGAAAAGGUAAGUGAUAUCAUAUUUACAUGCAUAUUGUUUAUGUCUUGUGGCCAUACUUUUGAAAAAGUGAGUAUUUGAGUGUUAAAAGAAUUGCCCCCCAUUCACUUCCAUUGUAAGUGCCUCACUGUAACCUCACUGGAUUUAGAUUUUUUUUUUUUAAAUAAGAGGGAAGAGUCUAAAUACAUUUUUGUGGUAAUCAACAAAAUGCCACUAUUGUGGUUGAUUGAGCUUAACUUGUAUUGAACCUGGAACAUUCCUUUAUCAGUUUAAUAGAUUACACUAUUAUGAACCGUACAUUUUUCUUCUAAUAAUUAUAAUAAUAAUAAUGUCAUAUGUUUUCCCUCCUAAAGACAAUAUAAUGGAGGUACAUAUAUGUUUUAUGCUGAUAGCAGUACUGACAACUUGGAAUGAAAUGGGUCCACUACAAACCUAAGUAUCUAUUUAUGUUGUUUUAUGUGAACAAUUUCUUGCAGACUAAAUAUCGAAUCCUAAAGCAUGAUGGUGCACCAGGCUGACCAUGAAAAUUCAGUCCAAACUUUAGAUACUGGUUUGACAUAAAACAUUGUGGUCUUCCAAGCAUUCCAGCUCAUUACUAAAACUGAAACUUUAUACACCUUAUAGGUUCUAGUAUUCUGUUUGAAGGGAAUUUAAGUACUGUUAUAGUUUUAAUAUUUCUCUAUGCAACAAUGGUUCCACAGGAUAACUGAACUGAUGGUUAUAUAACUUAAAACAGCCAUUUAUUUACACUACAAAUCCACCAUGUAUAUGUACAGUGAAAUGUUUCCUUGGCUUGUUUUUAUUCUGUUUUUUUACUUUGUUUUUUAUAUAUUUUAUUUGUAGAAUUGUUAUAUAGCUACAAAAAAUGUCUCUUUUUAAGUGGAAUUAUGUCUGAGUGACAACUCGAAAUACAACUGACGACGUUUUUCCAUGCAUGAUUUUGAACGACACACUAAUGUGUGACCAAAAGCAGUUACAUUUAAGUUUGCCUUAAAGGUGCACUAAGUAACUUUUGUCUUUGUGUCAUCUUGGACUUACACUGACACCUAGCAGCUUGGAUGCAGCAUCAUUUAAAACCAAUAGUUUUCAGUUUCAGAUGCCAUUGUAGAAAUUUAGUGUUCACAGUCAGCCAUGAUUAUUUUAUUAAAUUAGUGAAAGUGUCAAAUAACAGGACUGAGAUUAAGUGAGUAGUAUUUGGAUGGUCAUGUGAUUCUAACAUGGCAGCCCCCAUGUGCAGAGACCCUCUCCCUGUAGAAUAAAACAGCUUUUAUAAUGUUACUGAUAUGACUGGAGUUUUCAUUUUAAUGUGAGUGGUCAUGUUUUCCAACAUAUAUUGCAAAAAUACAAUUCAUGUCUUUAGGAGUUUUAAUGAGGAAAAAAUUACUGAGUGCACCUUUAAUACUGGUAAUUAUCACCACCAGACCGAUUAGCUCAAUUCAGAGCACAGCGCUGAAAGUUUUGCACAUUUUAUUCAUGAAGCAUUUACAUUUCUCUGUCUGCAAAUUUGGUACUAUUGUUCCAAGAUUUAAACUAUUCACCUGUAAAUCUAAGGCUUUUGUGAGUCGUAGUGGCAUAUUAGGUCUGUAAGCUUUUGGCAUCAAUUAUUGGUACACAGAGCAGUCUCCUUGUGAUAACUCUUACCUCCCGUAUACCAUUGUGUUUGUCUUACACCUUUGUCUUUCAUAUUGAAUGCAUGUAUCAAUCAUUGAUAGACUCGUCCUUAUUUUAGCUUAGGUUUACACUGCAUUCCCUGACAAGUUUUUGCUUUGUGUAGCAUCUAUCACUAAUUACGGUUUCAUUAAUCAUUUCAUGAUAGAGUUUGUAUUUUACACAUUUAUUUUACAUAGGACUUGUAGCAUUGACUUGCCAAAGUUUGUCAUCUUUUAAGGACCUGGACAAUGAUUUGAGCUUUUUGGAAAGUAAGGUAACGUUUGUGUGUGUGUGUGUGUGUUUGUGCAUGCCUGAUUAUUGCUAUUCAUCUAUCAGAAUGUGAUGAUUCCUAUGUUUAUGCACAGGUAUUUUAGUCUGUAGUUAUCUUUGUUCUGUUCACUUAUUUUCUUUUUCUCAAUACAUUCUUAAUACACUCGUGUAUACAGAAAAAUAUGCAGCUGAUCAAACCAAAGACUUUUUUUAAUUUCAUGUACUAAAGGGAGUUUUUUGUCCUAUAUUGUAAAACUGCUUCUCUUUUUAUAGAGGUGUGUCUUGUAUUUCAUAUAGUUAUUUUAUUUUUUAUAUUCCAUUUUAUUGUGACUUGUA